Molecule: messenger RNA, 504 nt
Organism: Lathyrus sativus (Indian pea)
Lineage: Eukaryota; Viridiplantae; Streptophyta; Magnoliopsida; Fabales; Fabaceae
Source: the annotation of a GenBank genome assembly
AUGAAAACAUGCCCUAAGUAUCCGUUGAACUUGUCAACUGACCCCACCCAAACAAUCUUGACAUUUUUAACAACUCAGGGAGUUGGGCUGGUUCCAGCAAGUUCUAGGUUUGAUCCUGUAGGUUUUAGAAAGGGGUUAGCUUAUUUUAUCAUUUUGGAUGAGAAACCCUUUAUUACAGUUGAAGGAGAGGGGUUCAAGUACUUUUGUAAGCAAAUGCAGCCCCAAUUUUCUAUAUCGUCAAGGAGAACCAUAGCUAGGGAAUGUUUUCAAUUAUAUCUUGAUGAGAAAGUGAGGUUGAGGGCAUUCUUUAAAUCUGAUUGUGGUAGGGUGGCAAUAACAACAAAUUGUUGGACAUCUGUCCAAAAUCUAAACUAUUUGACCCUAACUGCCCAUUUUAUUGAUAGAGAUUGGAAUUACCAAAAGAGGAUUAUUAGCUUUACCGUUAUUCCAAAUCACCGUGGUAGAAUGGUUGGUAAGAAGGUAGAGGAAGUAUUGAAGGAGUAG